AUGGCUCUUCAAACAUUACUCCACCACACAGUACUCAUACUAUCCCUCUUUCUCCUCUCUUUUUUAGCCCUUGCCCGUGUCAAUUCCCAACGAAAAACAUACAUUGUCCACGUCAAGAGGCCUAAAGAUGAUAUUCCCUUGACAACCUACCACAAGUCCUUUCUCCCUCUUACAGUACCCAACCAUUCAUUGAUUUCCUCGUACAAACAUGUCAUCAGUGGCUUCUCGGCAAGACUAACCUCUCAAGAAGUCAAAGCCAUGAAAGCCAACAAGGCUUUCCUUUCUGCCCAUGUCCAAACUACAUACCAUCCCUUAACCACCCGAUCCCCUGAAUUCCUCGGGCUGAACCCACGGGCCGGAAUCUGGAAUCAAACACAAUUCGGCCGAGGAAUCAUCAUCGGUGUUGUGGACACCGGGAUUUUCCCGACCCACCCUUCGUUCAGCGACUGCGACAUGCCCUGUCCACCCGCCACGUGGCAAGGGACGUGUGAACCACCCGUGACGUGCAACGGCAAAAUCAUAGGCGCACGCUCGUUCAGCAAGGGCAGCGACGUCUCCAAAUACAACGACUCGAACCCGACAGACUACACCGGCCACGGGACUCACGUCGCCAGCAUCGCCGCCGGCGUGUUCGUACUGAACGCGAAUGUUUUCGGGCAAGCGUACGGGACGGCGGCCGGGAUGGCCCCCGGCGCACACCUGGCGAUGUACAAAGCGUGCUUCGAGGACGACUGUAUCGAGAGCAACCUGCUAGACGCCAUGGAAGCUGCCAUCGACGAUGGAGUCGACAUCCUGUCGUUAUCCUUCGGAUCAUCCAAGCCGUUGUACAAAAACAUUUUCGCGUUGGGCGCUUACGACGCGGCUAAAAAGGGGAUACUCGUGAGCUCCUCGGCUGGGAACGGCGGUCCUUCCGAGGGUACGGUGGUCAACGAAGCGCCGUGGAUGCUCACCGUCGGGUCGAGCACGAUCGACAGAAGGAUCCAGGCCUCAGCGAUAUUGGGAAACGGGCGGAAGUUCGACGGCGAAUCCGUAUUUCAGCCCAAGAAUUUCUCCAGAGAUCUCCUACGCCUCGUCUACCGCGCGGGCCCCGACGGGAGACAAUACUGUUACGACGGGUCGUUGGCCGGAAUCGACGUUCGGGGGAAGGUGGUGUUGUGCGACGGGUCUCUUCGAAUCUUUCCGGUGGAUCAAAGCAAAGAAGUGAAAAAGGCGGGCGGUGCAGCCAUGAUACUUGCAAACCAGGAAGCUGCCGGGUUUAGCCAUCAGUCGUUUGCUCUUGUUCUUCCGGCCACAACAGUGUCGUAUGCCGCGGGGCUAAAAAUAAAGGACUACGUGAAGUCGGAAUCAUAUCCGACGGCAACCAUCUUAUUCAAGGGGACGGUAGUCGGGGACCCGUUUGCUCCGGCCGUUUCUUACUUUUCGUCGAGAGGGCCCAGCAAACAAACCCCCGGGAUCUUGAAACCGGACAUCAUUGGACCAGGCGAAAACAUUCUGGCAGCGUGGACGCCUUUGGGCCCCCCGGAUAAUUCGGGGCUCUUUUACAAAAUCUUCUCGGGCACAUCAAUGUCGUGCCCACACCUCAGCGGCGUAGCGGCUCUGAUCAAAAGUGCCCACUCCGAUUGGUCGCCGGCAGCCAUAAAAUCAGCAAUUAUGACGACUGCUGAUCUUGUGAAUGCCCAAGGCCAGCCGAUUCUCGACGAGAAGCUUACUUCAGCCAACAUUUUAGCUCUCGGCGCAGGCCAUGUCAACCCGUCUAGGGCGAUGGAUCCUGGUCUAGUCUACGACAUUGAAAUGGAUGACUACAACGCGUACAUAUGUGGCUUGGGCUACACGAAAGAACAAGUUGAAAUAAUCACACAAGACCCGGCGGUCGACUGCACGACGAAAAUUGAACAACGGCAACUCAACUACCCCACAUUCUCGGUUUUGCUCGGUCCGUCGACAACACAUUCGAGGAUGGUCACUAACGUUGGUGAGGCAGUCGCAACUUAUUCUGUGCAGAUUUUCGCGCCACAGGGUGUGAACGUUGUCGUGAAGCCACGUAAGCUGUAUUUUACGAAGUUGAACCAAAAAGCGGCGUAUCAUGUGACGUUCAACCGCUCUAACAGCUUUAUUAUAUGGAGCAACAGUUCAGUUUUCACCCAAGGUUUCUUGCUCUGGAAAUCAAAGAAGCAUACGGUCAGGAGUGUUAUAGCAGUGAACUUGACUAGACCAGUGUAUUAA
Messenger RNA from Striga asiatica, 2223 nucleotides. Lineage: Eukaryota; Viridiplantae; Streptophyta; Magnoliopsida; Lamiales; Orobanchaceae. The record is from the annotation of a GenBank genome assembly.